This is a messenger RNA of Musa acuminata subsp. malaccensis (wild Malaysian banana), 1998 nucleotides long. RefSeq names its product BTB/POZ domain and ankyrin repeat-containing protein NPR5. The record is from RefSeq and is a predicted model, not a curated record. Gene Ontology annotation, cellular component: nucleus. NCBI's taxonomy places the organism in Eukaryota, Viridiplantae, Streptophyta, Magnoliopsida, Zingiberales, Musaceae. Gene Ontology annotation, molecular function: protein binding; transcription cis-regulatory region binding. Gene Ontology annotation, biological process: regulation of DNA-templated transcription; plant organ development; induced systemic resistance, jasmonic acid mediated signaling pathway.
UCCCAGACUCGCUAUAAUCAUUGUUGUUACUCUCUUCUUUGCGAUCUUUCCGUCAUCUCUUUCCACUGACAUAAUUUUCUCAUCCAGACUUGUAAUCAGAUACAUCUGAACCUUAAGAGAGAGUUACUGUGCGUGUGUGAGAGAGAAGGCAGAGCACAGACAAAUAGGACAAAGUGUUCUCUACAGAAGAAAGGAAAGAAGAAGAGAGAGAAAGAGAGAGAGGGAGGGAGGGAGAGAGAGAAAGAGAGAGAGAGUGAGUGGGGGUGAGUGCGUGAUCGGUGAGAAGGCAUGGAGGAGUCGCUCAAGUCCCUCUCCUUGGACUACCUCAACCUCCUCAUCAACGGGCAGGCGUUCAGCGACGUGACCUUCAGCGUGGAGGGCCGCCUCGUCCACGCCCAUCGCUGCAUCCUGGCCGCCCGCAGCCUCUUCUUCCGCAAGUUCUUCUGCGGGGCCGAGCCAUCGUCGCCGCCUGGUCUACUCCUCCUCCACCACCAUCACCACCACCAACACCACAGCCCGCGGUCGCCCACCGGCGGGGCCUCACAGUGUCUGUCCUCCUCCCCCGGCAGCGUGAUCCCGGUGAAUUCCGUCAGCUACGAGGUGUUCCUGCUGAUGCUCCAGUUCAUGUACAGCGGGCAGGUCUCGCUGGUGCCGCAGAAGCACGAGCCUCGCCCCAAUUGCAGCGACCGCGGCUGCUGGCACACCCAUUGCACCGCUGCCGUCGACCUCGCUCUCGACACCCUCACCGCUUCCCGGUCCUUCGGAGUCGAGCAGCUCGCGCUCCUCACCCAGAAGCAAUUGGCUAGCAUGGUGGAGAAGGCGUCGAUCGAGGACGUGAUGAAGGUCCUGAUGGCGUCCAGGAAGCAAGAAAUGCACCAGCUGUGGACCACCUGCUCCCACCUGGUCGCCAAGUCCGGACUCCCGCCGGAGGUGCUCGCGAAGCACCUGCCGAUCGAUGUGAUGGCGAAGAUCGAGGAGCUCCGUCUCAAGUCCUCCCUCGCCCGCCGUUCCUUCAUACCUCACCACCACGCCCUCGAAGUCGCAGGCCCUUCCACCGAGCUCGACGACCACCACAAGAUCCGCCGGAUGCGCCGCGCCCUGGACUCGUCCGACGUCGAGCUUGUCAAGCUGAUGGUUAUGGGGGAGGGGCUCAACCUUGACGACGCCCUCGCCCUCCACUACGCCGUCGAGAACUGCAGCCGUGAGGUGGUAAAGGCGCUCCUUGAGCUCGGCGCUGCCGACGUCAAUUGCCGUGCAGGCCCUGCAGGGAAAACGCCACUCCACGUCGCCGCUGAGAUGGUGUGCCCCGACAUGGUAGCCGUCCUCCUCGACCAUCACGCCGACCCCAACGUUCGCACGUUCGACGGCGUGACCCCCCUCGACAUUCUCCGCAACCUCACCUCUGACUUCCUCUUCAAGGGAGCUGUCCCGGGCCUGACGCACAUCGAGCCGAACAAGCUAAGGCUUUGCCUCGAGCUAGUCCAAUCGGCAGCGCUUGUCAUGUCGCGUGAGGAGGCCAAAAGUGGCGGAGGCGGUGCCGGAAGCCACCCUCACUCGGCCAUCUAUCCACCGAUGCAUCCGGAUUCGACCAGUUGCACCCCUAAUAACUCAAACGGCAGCAUGGUCAACCUCAGCUUGGAUUCUCGAAUGGUGUAUCUGAAUCUAGGGAUGGCCGCACGGCUGGGAUGCAAGAUGAGUGAUGGAGGCGAGGAUGACGACGGCAGCAGUAGAUCCCAAGGUGGCGGCGGCGGUAACAUCGGCUUGUCGACCAUGUUUCCUUCUCAUGGCUUCCCGUGACUGCUGCCUUGUAAGCUUGCAUCAUUCAAUUUCACAUCGACUGCAUCUUCCUCUAUCUAAUCCGAUACUCAACGCAAGGCAGAUAGUCAAAGAGGCAAUGGAAUGUCCUCUGAAUCAGUGUAUUUUGUUUUGCAGCAUUAUUGGAGGUGGCAUGUGUAGCUGCAUGUAGAAAUUAAUAGAACCUUUGUUUGGAUUGUUGGC